UAUUGAAUGGUAGCAUUCACCCACCCACGACCUCCCCCCCGACACAUGACAGUGAGUGUACAUGCGUUGGUCCGUAGGUGAAACUAAAACCGAGAGUGAAAGAUUCGCAAGCGUUGUGUCACGGGAAAGGGAAAUAUCGAGGGUUCUCUUUUAAACUUUCUGAAGCAGUCUGGAAUUUCCUGGUGAAACACAAAUAUAAGUCAGUUGCGCGCGGUGACCGAACAAAAGCUGAGAGUCGUGCUGAACGCAGAGAUCGAUGAGUGUCCUUUAUCCACAGCCUGAGGACUCUGUGCUAGAAUGUCGAGCAGAAGGUGGCACAGCCCCUGGGGCACUGCGAGACAGCCAGUUAGUGGAGAAACCUAAAGGGGAAGGGAUUGCAGAACUACAUGCCUGUGCCAAUGGGAGAACAAAGGACUCUUCCCUAUCGCUGGAUAAGGCUUCUGGAAAACAAGAUUGGGAGAAAAAGGAUAAGCUUCACAUUCUCCUGGAAGACUCCCUCUGCAAGGGAGGACAAGAGCUGCUGGCGGCCUUUGCAGAGUUGACCAAGGUACUGGAGUCAAAGGUCAACACAGGGAGCUGGGGCUGGGGCUGGUGUCCUCUGACCCAGGAGUUCAUUGACCGGAUGGACAGACGGACCUCUGCCCUUGAAGACAGACAGACGAUCCUGCAGAACAUCCUGGCUGUGAGAACUCGAGAGCUGGAGAGACUGGGAGAUCAAUGGGGCGACAGGGAGAGACUGAGGAGGAGUGAGGAGAGGAUCGCUCUCCUGGAGAAGCAGCUACAGCAGCAGGAGACGGUCCUGGCCCUGAAGGAUCUGUUAAUCUCAGACAUGGAAUCACGCCUCCUGCUGGCUGAGAACACGUCCUACAGUGGAAGCUUCGUCUGGAAAAUCAGCAACAUGAACCAGAUACUGUGGGCUGCACAGACUGGCAAGACCACAGCAAUCGAGUCUCCGUCUUUCUACACAGACCGCUAUGGGUACCGAUUGUGCAUGAAGCUAUACCCCAAUGGAGAUGGAGCCGGGAAGGGAUCCCACCUCUCCCUCUUCCUGGUCAUCUUACAGGGAGAACACGACUUCAUGCUUCAGUGGCCUUUCCUACACAAGGUCGAGUUUGUGCUUUUAGACCAGCAGACUCGGCAACAUGCCUCCGCAUCCUUCAAGCCUGUGAACUCUGCUCCCUUCCGACGGCCAAUCUCUGAGAAGAACACGGCGAGCGGCCUGCCUCAGUUCUACCCCCUGUCUCAGCUCCAGACAAGCGGUCGCACCUUCAUCAAGGAUGACAACAUGUUUAUCAAGGCUGUCAUCGACACCAGGAAAACGGAGAGAUAAGCUACAGUUUGGGGAUUUUUUAAAAGCCGAGGCAAAGUAUAAAACAACCUACAGUAGUUCAGUUAAAUUAUAGUUCAGUGUAGUUUUUCAAUUAUAGACAAAAACAUUUUAUAAACAUGCUCCUUCUCUGGUCGAUUAUUUUGAAAGUGUUCAGCAUGACACUACGGAGCCCGGGAGUGGACAGGAGAGAAAAAAUAUAUAUCUCGUGCACACGUAUUACUAUCUCGUGGCCACAAGAUACCUGUCCUGCACACACGAGAUAUAUAUUUUUUCUCUCAGGUCCCCUCCUGGGCUCCAUACGAUACAGCUGGAGUAAGGAGAAACAUCGGCUGACAGCCCCUCAACAAUAAUGUUGUCUACACAGCAGAUGUGUAGAACAGAGAGACAGGUAUGACAUGCUAUUAGGGUAAUAAACUAGAGUUUUUUUAAUUCUACAAAGUUGACUAAUAUUAAAAUAAGUUAUGAAAUCCAAGGUUUUGUAAGCAUGCCAAAUGUAUGUGUUUCUCAUUUCUGUAAAACUGACUGGAGCAAAUGCUUUGUAAAUUAGGGCCUAAGUGGCUAAAGACAAAUGUAAAAUUGUGUCCAUAAUAACUGAAUGUCCAUUAACCACGUCCAAUGUACCUUAAUGGCUUCAUUGUUCAUUGGACAUAGCUAGGUGUUAAGCUGCUUAGUAUUUAUAUGUUGUUUUUUUUAUUAUUAUUAAUAUUAUUUUGUAUUGAAAACUAUGUGGUAUAAUUUAUUAAAAAAAAAAAACAUUUAUUGCA
Molecule: messenger RNA, 2094 nt
Organism: Acipenser ruthenus (sterlet)
Lineage: Eukaryota; Metazoa; Chordata; Actinopteri; Acipenseriformes; Acipenseridae
Product: TNF receptor-associated factor 1-like
Exons: 7
Coding region: 257-1330 (357 amino acids)
Biological process (GO): tumor necrosis factor-mediated signaling pathway; positive regulation of JNK cascade; positive regulation of canonical NF-kappaB signal transduction
Cellular component (GO): cytoplasmic side of plasma membrane; plasma membrane signaling receptor complex
Molecular function (GO): ubiquitin-protein transferase activity; ubiquitin protein ligase binding; tumor necrosis factor receptor binding
Source: RefSeq, a predicted model, not a curated record